AUGGAUAAACAGAGAGAUCAGAAGAAAGCAGUAGCGAAGAGAAAACUGGCAGAAUUGCUUUGGUCACACAAGCCAUGCGCAAAAACGAUCAGUAACCUGAACCAACGACAAAAGGAUGGUCUGCAAGCAGCAUCUGAGGCGAUGGAGAAAUGCAAUGAAGUGAUGGAAGCAAUGCGAAUGAUUCAGGGGAAAUACAGUGAAGCGAUGGAACAGAUGCAAACAACUCAGGGGUAUUUGUAUCGUGUUCUUAACACUUUACAGAAUCCCAACAACACGCUUCAGUCCAGGACUACUCCAUACAUUGAUCAAAGUCAACCUAAUAGCACUACAAUGUUGCGGCAUCCGCCUGCUCAACCAACCCCCCAGCCUACGCCAAGGCCAAGUCAGCAGGCUCAUUAUCCAGCAGGGGACUUUAACCUGCCUUAUGCUUCACAACCCAACCACCCCAUGGGCAGCAAUACCCAUAUACAACAGCCAUACACGCAGCCUACACCACAACAUCCUCAUUAUCCACAUUCUGAGUCUCCUGUAUUAUCCACCAACAACCUGAUGCCUAUGCAGAACAGUUUCCCUCAGUAUCCCAACCAAGAAUCAGCUGCAGGAGAGGUCAUGGAGGAGGAUAAUCUAGAUUUCUUUCGUGAUACUGACCUGCUGGACAUGCUAAAUGCUAACUAG
This is a messenger RNA of Monascus purpureus, 675 nucleotides long. The record is from the annotation of a GenBank genome assembly. NCBI's taxonomy places the organism in Eukaryota, Fungi, Ascomycota, Eurotiomycetes, Eurotiales, Aspergillaceae.